AGCUGACCGGACUAACGAUUAGUUGUCAAUCGAUCAGUCAACAACCCCCGAUGCUAACGAUGUACCGAGCAUUCACUUUGCUCACCUCACGGUUGUUCUGGCAAACUCGCGCCAAGCUCGAAGAUUUACAGACGCAAUGCGUCUCGAUGAGGAGCACGAGCACGAGAUCCUCUCACGAAGACAUGAAGAAGCGCGAACAGAAUUGGCAGAGGGACAUGGCGCACUGAAUUGGGUAUUGGUCCAGCGCAGCGAUCCUGAAGGCCAGAUCUAUGCAGGCUGCGAUACGUAUCGCAUUGAGGCGCUCAUCAAGAGGAAGAGCAAGGAGUCCAUUGAGGACACAUUUUGCUAUGGAAUCACCAGUGUUUACACUCCAGUUCAGCAUCGGAAGGGAUAUGGACGUCAUCUGCUCAGAGUCCUCCACUAUAUCCUAGCCCGGCCUAGACUUCCUGCGUUUCCCCUUGAAUGGGGUGACCCUCCUGCUUUGGCACCGAAGCAACGCGAGCUGGUGCCGUGGGCUAGCUUCUCAUUCGUCUGCUCCGACAUCGGGUCGGAAUACUACAGCAAGUGCACCAUUGGAGACUCGUCUGAGGGUUUUGCGGUCAAUCCUUUGGAACAGAACGAACUGCACUGGAAAAUCCUUCCUCCCGAAGACGAGGAAGGCAGUUUCUGUCGCCAUGGACCCGGCGAUGAUCAUCGAGAGGAUGACUGGCUGGUACUGUACGAUAAAGACUUACCUCGUAUCAAGUCUAUCCUGCGUGAAGGUCAGAAACGAAAUCUCGAAAACCGGGAUACGGUCGAUCAUUCCGUGUUCGCCUUGGACCCCGAGGCUGGAGGCGUGUGCGACUUCGUUGCCCAAGGCGGAGAGACUGGUGUGAGAGAGCCCUGGCCUAUUCUCGACAAAGUCGAGCCUAGAGGCGUUCAGCGAGGGGAUACUGUUGUCAUGUUUGCAAGAUACGAUUAUCAAGUGCCUAAAGAUACAUUGAUCAUCUCGUUUGUUCAAAAAUUGACGUCAGAUGACCUACCCAGUCUGUUGAGGGUCCUCGAUCGACUGGGUACAGAGGUCGGGCUGCGGAAUGGCUGGAUCUGGGGCUUAGAUCCGACGAGUGAGCUGGUCAGGAGUUGGGAGGCGUUACCAGGACGAAAUACAAAGGUCGGCUUGAGACAGGGAAACGAUGCCCAUCUCUAUGGCAUUGCUCGAUAUGAAGACCAAGGUGGGAUACUGGUAGAUCAACAGAUGUGGAUAUGGCUGUAGAGGGCCGCGGACACGAUGUGCAUAACAGAUACAGCUGGUGAGGGUCCCAAAUCCAGGUUGAUGGGCAGCGGAAAAAAUUCGUCAUGAAGAGACUUUUUUGGGCCUACUCCAUGACUUUGCAAGCAUGUCCUUCUUCGUGAUAGUAUAGCCAUUAACCUUUGUAUCAGGUCUGAUAUCGAUACCCUCUGACUUGAGCAGCCUUGCCUUGUCAUCCAGUGCGCUCCCUGUACCUGUCCUGAAUUCCUG
Molecule: messenger RNA, 1498 nt
Organism: Kockovaella imperatae
Lineage: Eukaryota; Fungi; Basidiomycota; Tremellomycetes; Tremellales; Cuniculitremaceae
Exons: 5
Coding region: 137-1252 (371 amino acids)
Source: RefSeq, a predicted model, not a curated record